Trematomus bernacchii (emerald rockcod) is the source of this 4672-nucleotide messenger RNA. It is a transcript of the gene rprd2a, whose product is annotated as regulation of nuclear pre-mRNA domain containing 2a. The transcript is spliced from 10 exons. Gene Ontology annotation, molecular function: RNA polymerase II complex binding. Gene Ontology annotation, biological process: mRNA 3'-end processing. Bases 324 to 3806 code for a protein of 1160 amino acids. The record is from RefSeq and is a predicted model, not a curated record. NCBI's taxonomy places the organism in Eukaryota, Metazoa, Chordata, Actinopteri, Perciformes, Nototheniidae. Gene Ontology annotation, cellular component: RNA polymerase II, holoenzyme.
CGGAAGUGUCCUUCAUCCCUCCACCAACGAGGAGUAAACAGAGCUCUAGGAUGUCUCAAGGCGCUAAGUUUUAGCUUUAAAUAUUAGGUUUGAUAAACUACUAGCGCUCAUACAGAGACACACAGGGAUAAGUAAUAUACUAAGACAUCUAUGAAAACAGCAUACCGAGCAUUUAGUGUUUUGUAACAUUUUAAAAGCAGCUAAGAGUGUACUGAAAGGGAUGUUUGUGCUACGUUAAGAUAGCAUGCUAAGCUAAGUGCUAGCCCCGGCUAACGUUAGUUUGCCUUUUGGAAUGGUAGUCAGCAGCGCGAGCUCCUCCGGACAUGGCAGCGGGCGCACGAGCCUCUUCUGGCGGCUCUUUCGAGUCCACGAUGGGGAAAAGGUUUCAGAGCGUGUCAAACACCAUGGACUCAAUACAGGGACUGUCAACGUGGUGCAUCGACAACAAGAAGUACCACAGCCUGAUUGUGCGGCACUGGAUGAAGUGUUUGAAGAAAUCCGACACCUCACAGAGGCUCAACCUUUUUUACGUCGCUAACGAUGUCAUUCAGAACUGUAAAAGGAAAAAUGCCAUCGUUUACCGUACGGCGUUCGCUGAGAUGCUCCCUGAAGCCUUCUUGCUGGUCAACACUGAAGGUGACCCAAAGGUGUUAAAAGCUGUGGAGAGGAUCCUGUCCAUCUGGGAGGAGAGGGGGGUGUAUGCAGGGACCCUCAUCACUGAGCUCAGGAGCAACUUAGUCAAAGAGGAGUCCCCUCCCGAGACCCCUGUGGAGCAAAAAACUCCAGUCGAGUCUAAAGCAGAUCUACAGUCCAAGAUUGUUGCUGAGUUUGUGCCCCAGGCUCUGUUUGACGAUCUGUCCAAGUACAAGAAGUCUCUGGAGGAGUUAGACCUGAGAGAGAAACAGCUGGCAGCGAUGAGAGUCGACAUCUGCAGUUCUGAUGCCCUCAAGAGACUCAAAGAUAAGGCAGGAGGAAAGAAAUUCUCGAAGGACUUUGAGGAAGGAAGUACGCAGCUGCAAGACUUUGUCAAGUUCUUUGACCAACAAAUCAAAGUAGGGCCUCCUCUCAUGCAGUCCCUCAGCAACGCAGAUAUCUUCUACGAGAUGCAGUACAAGGAGGUCAAGAUUGUUGCUAAUGCCUACCAGACGUUCGCCAACCGGGUGUCCCACCUGAAGCGUAAACUGGACUCCCUGAAGGCCAACCUGCCAGACAUGGACGAGUCUCCCAUCCCCUCGCCUUCCGCAGACGCUCCCUCUCCAACGGGCUCAGAGUCCCCUUUUCACGACCUGGAGAUGGCCCACCCCGAUCCAGAUCUUGACGGCUGUGCGAUGGAGGAUGAAGCCGACGCGCCGGCCCCGAGCCCGCUGUCCUCCCCGGGAGGAUCCCCAAAACAAAUGGAGACCGUCGGGCAGAGUGACAACCGUGAGGUGGAGGACAUGGAGCUCUCUGACGAAGAAAUGGACAGCGGCGGCAUUAUAGUUGAGGACCAGAUUGAAAGCCCCAUCCAACCAAAGGUGUCCUCUUUAAAAGCGGAGGCAGCAGUGGCACCAGAGCAGCCUGUCACACAGGUCCCGCCCCCUGCACUUACUCCUGCACUUACUCCUCCUGCACGUAAUCCAGCAGUUACUCCUCCAGCAGUUACUCCUCCAGCAGUUACUCCUCCUACAGUUACUCCUCCUGCAGUUACUCCUCCUGCAGCAGCUCCUCCUGUAACAGCGCCUCCUGUAGCCGCGCCUCCUGUAGCCGCGCCUCCUGUAGCCGCGGCUCUUGUAAUGCCUCGUGCAGCAGUGGAAAGUGUGGACCUGGGUAAAAUUGGCUCCAUACUCAACAGUUUGAAUGCAGUCAUGAAGAACACAGGACCAUUAGUGGAGAGUCCUCCUGCAGCCUCCCCUGCUGCCUCCUCAUUGAAGAGUCCACCAGCGGCCCCUGUGGCCCCUCAUGAAGCCAGCUCUCUGGUGAACCUCCUCUCUAAGGUGGACAUGAGUCCUGCAGACAUCCUGGGCGCUCUCUCCAAAGUCCAGGGUAGAGGCAGCCUCGGGGGUAUCUCUUCUCUUCUGAGCAGCCCAAAUGUUUCCUCAGUCUCGUCCAGUACAGGAAAAAUCCCUCCGUCAUCCACAUCCGCGUCAGCAGCACCCUCUCAGAGCCCGUCUCUCCCGUCUGUUGCACCUGUGCCUUCUUCACACAGCGCCACUGAAAGGCAGAGUCUGAGUUCCCAAGCCCCGCCCAAGACUUCAAAUGCAGCAUCUGCUCUGGUCCAGGCUCUCCAUCGGGACAUGGAUCUGACUACAGAGAAAUCACCGGCCUUGUCCUCGGAUAGCUUGGAGUCUAAAAUCCACAGCUUUCUGCAGGGGAACCCGGCUUUCAAUGCGUUUGGCAUUAGUCUUCCCACAAAGCCUGUGGCAGCAGCGGACAACCUCAGCCCCGUAACUGGGACAGACAACCAGGGCGGGACCCCAGUGCGGGAUGAGGGCGGCAGCACCCCAACUCAAGAUGAAAUAAUGGACGAGCCUGUGGUGGUCCCGUUCACCUCCAAGACAAAUCAGUCAUCGAUUGGAGAUACGGUUACCAUGGCUCCUGUAGCAUACCAGAACAGCAGUCAGCACAACAAUCCCCCACAGCAGGCCCGCCUGCAGCCGGGGGGGGGCCCUCAGAACGGGCAGGCAUACCAGCCGUACCCUUACGGCCAACACAACGUUUCGGAGCAUGGCAUGGCCGCCCCCGGUGCUCACUACCAGCAGAUGUCUGCACAAACAGGAGGGCCGGGGCCUGGAGGAAGACCCCCAGGUGGUGCCGGUAGCACACAGACAAUGAAAGGCUUUCAGGGGGGGAGUGAAAGCGGUUGGUAUGGGGACAGUUACCAAGGGGGGAACUCCCAGCAACCCAGAGGCUACAAUGUGACGGGGCCUGGAGAACACAACUCCUCGGGACUUUAUCCGUACCAAACAGAGACAUUUCGGGAACCUCAACAGUUGGCCCCCCAGCAGGGCGCCGCCACGGCCCCUGGUUACUUCAGAGGCACCCUCCCUCCUAUCCCAAAGCUCCCUCCCCCUCCUCGAGUUUUAGACGCCCCUCCUUCUGGGAACAGCAGUAUGAUGAUGCCACCAGAGCAGCAGCACCCGGGGCCCGGCGCUGGGACGGGGGAGGCAAUCGGGCCCCGAGGCGACAGUGUCAUCAGCGGGAUGAUCGUCCACGACCAUCAACACAAAUCCAUGUUCCAUCCUGAUGAUUCGCCCUAUGAACUCGACAGACCGCGUCAUCCUCACCCUGAAGACUUCCAUCCUCACCCUGAAGACUUCCAUCCUCACCCAGACAGACCCCUUCCUUCUCACCCGGAGGAUUUCCCCCCUCACCCAGACGACCCGGGUUACCAAGAUGACCCCCGCCAUCAUGAUCAUUAUGAUGCCCAUUUCUUUCAAGAAGACCAUUUCCCCCACCCAGAAGAUCCUUAUCACAGGCCAGGUAACCCUCCGCAGCACUACCCCAGAGUUCGAGGGCCCCCCGCUCCCCCUCACACGGCCUCAGAGGACCCUUACUACCAGGGCCACAGCCCCCGUCCUCCGCAAUUCGCUCCCAGGAGACCACCUCCACCACAUCAUCUUGAAAUUCGUCAUCCUGGACCACGGCCUCCACAUCGGCCUCCUCACCCAGCACACCACCCACACCCCAGAGGACCCCCAAAUGCAGCAUUUCCUCGGUUCCAGGGCCCCGGUCCAAGGUUAAGAGGCAAACGUCCUGGUCCAAGAGGAGGCGGACAUCCUGGUCCAAUGUUCCCCCCGAAAAGACCCUUUCAACCCCCACGGUACUGAGUGGGCAUGAAGCUCUGAGCUCUUAAAUUAAUGGAUGUCAUGAAGGCAGGGUCAGAGUUCCACACCUGUGAAAAUCUAGGUGGAUGAAAGAGCAGAGGUGGUCACCAGGAAUGAAUUCAGCUGAUACCAGAAGAGGGGUGAAGAAUAAAGCAGGAGAACAAGAGACACCAGGAGGCUCUGAUGGGGCUGCUGAGCGGAAGAGUGAAGACAGAAGAUGAAAGAAAAUAAGAGGUGGAUAUAUAUAUAUAUAAUUCACUUUUUGUGUUUUUUCCUCCAGUAUGAAGCAUUGCAUUAAAUAUGGAUUAGAGCGUCAUUUGAGUGUGUGCAUGGUAUGCGUGUGUGCAUGCGCUCAAGUGUAGGUUAACUCGUACCGGACGUUGAACUCGACGAUAGUUAUUUUUGCUAAAAGAGAAACAAAAGAAUGUAGUUGGUGCAAUGUUUCUGCUGUUAUAUAGUUUUUUCAGUGAGCAGUUUUGACUGCUUCUCUUCAAAUCAGCCGUUUCAAGUAGCUUUUGGUCAAAACUCAAUUUAAAUUAAAUCCCUUUGGGUCUGAAAUAUGUUAUAGAAUUUAUGUUCCUUCUACGAUUCUCGUUCGCAUAUUUUAAGCAAAACAUUUUUGCAUUGUUUCUACACCGAAUGAUAUAUAUUUGUGAAGCGAUGCUUUCUCCACCUGUGCGUGAGAUACCUGCGGCGAUAGUUUUUAGGUUUCGGAGAGCGGCUCAUGUCUACUCAAAGGAGGAGAGAGCUGUGAGUUUCUUUCUGCCUCCAACUCCGACGCAGAAGUGCAUUUUAGGAGGGGAUGAAGAAAAUCGUCUUCAGUUUCGUUUUACUUGUACUGACUAAUAAAAAUCUGAGUUUGAAAAAUG